Candida dubliniensis CD36 is the source of this 465-nucleotide messenger RNA. RefSeq lists its product as uncharacterized. The coding region runs from base 1 to 465 and encodes 154 amino acids. NCBI's taxonomy places the organism in Eukaryota, Fungi, Ascomycota, Pichiomycetes, Serinales, Debaryomycetaceae. The transcript has 2 exons. The record is from RefSeq and is a predicted model, not a curated record.
AUGCCACCAAAAAAGAAAACAGAAAAUACAGGCACCAUCCUCAAAUUGAAGAGAUAUACAUCUACUUAUAUAGUAACAAUUGAACCGUCAAAUUCAUUAGAGGAUAUCAAAUAUCAAUUGUGUAACAUUAUUAAUAACUCAGGAGGAUUGCCUACAACUCAAGAUCUGGAUGUGAAGCAUGAAGAUGAAGAAGAUAUUGAAGUCCCUAAAUCAGAAUACAUCGACGAUGUCGAUGAAAUCAAAGAGGAAACACCAGACGAGUCAGCUAUUACCAAGGUGCUGAUAGAUGAUAUACGACUUGCCUAUCCUAAAGAUUCAACUCAAGCAUACUCCAAUAGCUGGAUUGAAUUAGGUGAGGAUGCUGAUUUUGCCGAAUUGAAUUUAAAGGAUUUUGAUAUAUUAGCUUUUGCAUAUGGUCCAGAGGAACAAUUUCAAAUUGUAGAACCAGCUUAUGAGGAAAAUUGA